CCGCUACGAUGGAUGUACGAAGAUUCAUCCAAGUGUUUGGCGGGAUGAUUUUGCACAGCACACCCCAUCUGUAUUUAUCAGCACUCCCCUUCUCACCUGUCAACUCUACCAUUGCUACCAAAUUCACGGCUAGGUUUCCGAAUAGCCUUCGUCUGGUACGCGGCUGGGAUUUGAAUUGGACAGUUGUUGAGGCGAUAAUCACUGGGCACACUGACGCGGUUCAGUCAGUCUCGUUCUCACCGGAUGGUACUCACAUCGCAUCUGGUUCGGAGGAUGACACUGUGUGGCUGUGGAAUGCAGCGACGGGACAGCCAUUGGGUGAGCCCUUGAAGGGGCACACUGGCCCGGUUUUUUCAGUCUCGUUCUCACCGGAUGGUACUCGCAUCGCAUCUGGUUCGUGUGAUAACACUGUGCGGCUUAUGAGAGUGCUGCCAUUCCUCGAAUCAAGAGAACCGGAUUCCUCUGCAUCUCCAUUCCAUCGAUGUACCGCACCUCCCACUCAGGAGACUCAUAUCACACCAACCAAAACUUUUGACUAUCUCCCCAUUUCCUUCUCGCCCUGCCUAAAACAUGCCCUGCCCAACCCCCCUUACUUGCUCGAACCCACCUCUGGACAUCAUUCUAAUCCAACCUUUUUCUUGCUGCAGCCUGAUGGGUGGAUCAUGGGACCCAAUCAUGAGCUCCUUUUUUGGGUACCUCCUGCUUCGCGCCCCGCGUUUUAUUCUCCUGACACCGCAAUGGUGAUCCCCAGAGGAGGUGUUGAGCUUGAUUUAAGCUGCAUGGUACAUGGGACGCGCUGGUCGAGUUGCGGAGACGCCUCCGCAUAA
This is a messenger RNA of Suillus discolor, 827 nucleotides long. RefSeq names its product WD40-repeat-containing domain protein. Bases 9 to 827 code for a protein of 272 amino acids. Gene Ontology annotation, molecular function: protein binding. The record is from RefSeq and is a predicted model, not a curated record. Lineage: Eukaryota; Fungi; Basidiomycota; Agaricomycetes; Boletales; Suillaceae. The transcript is spliced from 2 exons.